Molecule: messenger RNA, 1096 nt
Organism: Tarenaya hassleriana
Lineage: Eukaryota; Viridiplantae; Streptophyta; Magnoliopsida; Brassicales; Cleomaceae
Exons: 9
Coding region: 87-1004 (305 amino acids)
Source: RefSeq, a predicted model, not a curated record
GUGAAUUGCUGUAGUAAGACCCCCCCAUCAACUUAUACGGAGAGAGAGAGACAUUUCGGCGAACAGUUGGUGUGCAUAGAGCUGCGAUGAAGGGAAGCAAGGCGACUCUCUCUUCGCUAGCGGAGAAGUGCAAGAGCAUACUUGUCUCGAACUGGCAAGGGUAUCUCAACACCAUCAAAUCCGAAGCUAAAUCAAGUGCAAUACAUACUUCGAAGGUUAAUUAUGUGAUCAAGCGUGGAAAGCCUUAUCUUUGGGUGCCCGAAAGCGAAUCACACUGUUGGAACCUAAUGGUCGAUGGGCGAGGAUCCUUUUCUAUAGCCCGUCCGGUCCCUGGUCCCCUUGUGCCGCUGCUCAAGUCAAUGAAUAAGCUACCGAUGCGGGUAGCUUUAACCGGAGAUAUUGUGCCCGUCAAAGAGGGAAAGGUUGAGUCGGUGAAGAAAUAUCUCGAAGAAAUCAUACAAUCAGAGAAGAUAGCGAUUAGUGAGACCACAUAUGCUGUUCAAAGCCUCUUGGAUUCAUCCAACAAUACAUAUGCCUCACGGUGUGGGGCCCUGAAAGGAAUUCUCGAUGAAGGAAAAGAAAACUAUCUAAUUUAUAAGUUCACCCCGAGUUCAUGCAUGUUUAUUGAUCCGAGUGGUUCCACCAAGGAAAUAGACAUGGAAGAUAUGGAGCGAUCAAAAGCAGAUCCGUUAGCUGUUUGGUCUACGAAACUUGUCGAUGGCAUCAACAGAAGCGAAGCAAGGAGACGAGCCCUUAUUCUAUUUUGUUUGUACUAUCUCAACACGAACACAAGGGAUGUGUAUAUGAUGUCUAUCGACAAGAAAGGUUUCGACUUGUUGGGGAAGGUGCCUUGUCAGGAAGCCGAAGGUGAGUACCAAUGGAGAGAAUUCAGAUUCACGUUCAAAGAAGAGGCGCAUGAUGUGGAAGCUUUUUGUCGUCAGCUCAUGGAAAUGGAAGAAGAGGUCGUUAAGCAGUUUACGAGCGGUAGCGGGUUAGGGAUUUAGCCGUGUUUUUGCAGGUUUGGAGGAGAACAAUGUAGCAUUCACUUUGGUUACAAAAAAAAAAAGAGAGAGAAUUUUCACAAGGUUUCAGUUCA